Messenger RNA from Leptopilina heterotoma, 2680 nucleotides. Its product is annotated as glucose dehydrogenase [FAD, quinone]-like. The transcript has 4 exons. Lineage: Eukaryota; Metazoa; Arthropoda; Insecta; Hymenoptera; Figitidae. Gene Ontology annotation, molecular function: flavin adenine dinucleotide binding; ecdysone oxidase activity. The record is from RefSeq and is a predicted model, not a curated record. Bases 270 to 2147 code for a protein of 625 amino acids.
AUAAAGUAGAAAGUAAAGAACAAAACUGGUUUCACCGAUAAUCUCAGUCCUUGGCUGUCUGUCUUUGCGAGAAGAGUUGAAUUUUUAAAAAACUUUUGAUAAAUGCGAAAUCUUAUCAAUCACACCCAAGAUGUUUGAGAAGCAUUAUCUUUUCACAGUUUGUGUAUUUAAGUGAACAAUUUAUGUGAUUUGUGUUACAAAGUGGCUAUUUUAACAAUAAUAGAAAUAGUGAUUCUACAAAUUGGAAACUAUAAACAAGGGAACAAAAAAUGGAAAACUGUCUAGCACAGAUGACUUGUGGUGCAACUGGAGGUGGAAGUGCAGGAUUACUUUUUACACAUCUUAUGCAAACACUUCUGGCAGCACAAUGCGCUCUAAAUACCGAUAAUCUUUAUCCUCCUGACAGAACAUCAGAAAUUCUUUCCAAAAAUGUUGAUUUUGAUUUUAUAAUAGUCGGAGGUGGAACUGCAGGUUCUGCUCUUGCGAGUCGUCUUUCGGAAAAUAAAAAUUGGAAAAUACUUCUAAUCGAAGAAGGUAAAAAUCCAUCUGCCGUUAGCCGUAUUCCAGCAUUUAUGUUUUCCUUGUAUAAAAGUGAGGAAGAUCAUGGUUACAAGACAGAAUCAAGUGAUGAUUAUUGUCAAGGACAAGUUGAUAACAGUUGUCAUUGGGCGAAAGGUAAAGUACUUGGAGGAAGUUCCGCUAUUAAUGCGAUGCUCUAUAUUCGUGGAAAUCACAGAGAUUACAACCAAUGGUCAGAAUUGGGAAAUAAAGAUUGGAGUUAUGAUAAAGUUUUGCAGUAUUUUAAAAAAUCUGAAGGUUACACACCGGAAUUUGUCGCUAAAAAUGGCAAAAAGUACUUUGGCACAGGUGGUCCAUUACGGAUAAGGAAAUACAAUUACACAAGUACUUUGUAUGCUGAUGUCUUCUUGCAAGCUGCUCGCGAAUUAGGAAUUCCGAUUUUGGAUACUUUUAAUGGAGAGACACAAAUGGGUUAUGGAAAUGCUGAUGGUACGAUUGAUAAUGGAUUGCGGUAUAGCGUGGGAGAAGCAUUCCUUUCGAUAGCAAAGGACAGAAAGAAUCUCUAUCUAAUGAAAUCGACAAAGGCGGAGAAAAUCAUCAUGUCAGGAAAUAAAGCAUUUGGUGUUCGAUUGAAAUUGAACAACGGACAAAUUUUCGAAGCAAAAGCAUCUAAGGAAGUAAUUCUAUCAGCCGGAAGCAUCGCCACUCCGCAAAUAUUAAUGCUCUCUGGAAUAGGUCCACGUGAACAUCUUCAAGAAAUGGGGAUUGAUAGUAUCGUAAAUUUACCAGUAGGACAACACUUAGAGGAUCAUAUCACGAGCUAUGGGGUCUUAUUGACAUUCCAUAAUGUAACCGGUGUUCCAGUAAAACCUACCUACAUGCUAGACGAACUCUACAAACUUUUAGUGCAUAGAACUGGUGACUUUGCAUCAAUCGGCGGAGCUCAGCUCUUGGGAUUCGUGAACGUUCAUGAUAAACUUGCCAAAUAUCCAGACAUUCAGUACCAUCAUUUUCAUUUACCAAAAGGGCAGUUCCCGCAAUUAGAAUCUGUAAUUAAUGCUCUGCACAUGUCACCCGAAAUAGGAAAUGAAUUAAGAAAAUUGCUCCAAGAUGAUGAUCUUAUCGCCAUAUGGCCAACACUUCUAAAUCCCAAAAGUUUGGGAGAAGUGAAAUUAAGCAGUUCAGAUCCAAACGAUGUGGUGAAAAUAAUUUCCAAUCAAUUGUCUCAUCCGUAUGAUAUGGAAACGAUGGUUAAAUCCAUUAAGUUCUUGCGUUCCUUUAUAAAUACAAAAACCUUCCAAGAGCUUGGUAUUAAAUUGGUGAACUUAAAUAUUCCUGGAUGUGGUCAUACAAAAAUGGAUUCAGAUGAAUAUUGGAAUUGUAAUUUUCGUCAUACCUGUAAUACACUUUACCAUCCUGUGGGAACAGCAAAAAUGGGUCCAUCCGAUGAUCCGGAAGCUGUUGUUGAUACGAGAUUAAGAGUUUAUGGAGUUAAAAGUCUUAGGGUUGUUGAUGCAUCGAUUAUGCCGAAAAUUCCCAGUGGAAAUACAAAUUCACCGACGCUUAUGGUGGCAGAGAAAGCUGCCGAUAUGAUUAAGGAAGAUUGGAACUACAAAGAUGAAUUAUAAAUUUAUACUCUGCUAACGAAAAACAUUUUUAGUCAUGUCUUUUGGGUUGCUACAUCUCAGUUAUACAAAUACUCAGUCUACAAAUACUUGGUAUUCUUCUGUGUUUUUGAUAGAUCAAUCCGAAUGUGACGUAGAAAUCCAAAGAUUGAAAGUGGAUUUUAAUUUUUUUAAUGAAUCUUCUCUGGGUCUCUGGGUCCUAAAAUGACUUUAAAAUUCAAAAUGGCUUUUAUAAAAAAAGGGAUGAAUUUUUUUGAAACAUUGUACCUUUAUAUUUCUUGCGUCAUAAAAUCCGAAUAUGACAAAAAAUUCAAAAUGUCUGAUCUAAUAUGGCAGAUUAAAAUUAUAAAAAUGGGUAUAUUUUCAUGAAACUUAGUAUGUUUAUUAUUUUUAGUUCACUAAAUACGAAUGUAACUUUAAAAUUCAAAUUUUUAAAAUAGCGUACUAAAUAUGGCGAGUCGUUUAAAAAAUAAGUAGAUUGUCAUAAAACUAUUGUAAUCUUUAUAUUCUUCUCAAUGAAAAUCAUGAAUUUUAAA